This is a messenger RNA of Arabidopsis thaliana (thale cress), 757 nucleotides long. Its product is annotated as ATP synthase E chain. The coding region runs from base 178 to 339 and encodes 53 amino acids. The transcript has 3 exons. The record is from RefSeq and is marked reviewed. Lineage: Eukaryota; Viridiplantae; Streptophyta; Magnoliopsida; Brassicales; Brassicaceae.
AGCCCAAUAAUCAGUUUACUCGGGUUAAGGAAAAUAAAUAUUACGAAAAAGGAGCGAACAAUUCCACCAUCACGAAUCGCGAUUUUUUUUUGAGAUUACGGAAGCUUCGCUUGAUUUGGGAUUUUUAGGGUUUUCUUUCUCCGAAGACGACUCCGAGAGACCAACAGUGAUUUGACAAUGACGCUACCUCCAGGUCUUUACUCCGGCACCAGCUCUCUUGCUCUGGUGGCUCGUGCUUCGGCUUUUGGGUUGGGUCUCGUCUAUGGGAACAUGAAGCUCAAGGUCCUUAAGAUCAAAUCGAUGUCACAGAAGAAGGUUGAAGCCACCGCUCAUCAUUAAACCACUCUUCUUUCUUUACAAUAAGAUGCCAAAAGCUGGGGGUGAUGUCUCCCCGGUUAGUUUGAUUUCUUCUUUCAUGAUUCAUCCUUUAGCAUAAGAAGGAACAAAUGUGUUUUUGAAAAGCAUAUUAUACGGUUUUAAGACCUUUUUGGAGCCAUAAUUGCCAUUGGCUUAAAACCCGAGUCAAGAACAUCUUUCCAUUUGUUGUCAUCCAAUAACACCGUUCACAUUCACAUACACCUCACCUCUUAACCAGAUUAUCUAUAACACUAAGGACCUCAGUGUCCCGGUUUUGCGUUAUAUACUUCGUUUUGCAAGAGUCCUUAUAUUACUCUACUUGGUCCCAUUGGACACAAUCUAAGAAAGGGAGAAAAAAAUUGGUCCUAAAAAGCAUGUUCCAACUUCUUGUGUAUCUGAG